Bathycoccus prasinos is the source of this 1707-nucleotide messenger RNA. RefSeq lists its product with no specific name. NCBI's taxonomy places the organism in Eukaryota, Viridiplantae, Chlorophyta, Mamiellophyceae, Mamiellales, Bathycoccaceae. Bases 1 to 1707 code for a protein of 568 amino acids. The transcript has a single exon. The record is from RefSeq and is a predicted model, not a curated record.
AUGCCAUCUCUGUCUGCCGUUUCUGCGAGUUCGUUUUCAUCGUUCUCAUCGUCGUCGUCCGAGCUUCAGAAGCGGAUAAAGAAGAAGACGAACGUCUCGCGAGGACGACGAGGAGGCGCUCGAGGAUUACGAGGAGGACGUUUUCAUCGGACGACGAAAGCGGAAAGCAACACCAACAACGGCGACGACUCCGUCAAAAUCGAGAGGGAAGGGUUAGAACGACGGGAACCGAGGAGAAGAGGUCCGAGGAGGAAGAUCGCGCGAGUGGUCGUCAACAAAGAGGAAGAAGAAGAAGACAAAGAAGAAGACAAAGAAGCUUCGAAGCGUUUGGUGAGAGAAGAAGGAAAGACAAAUACGAAGACUACAAAGAAUACGAAGAAGAAGACAUCGAUGACGAUGACGGAACGAUGGCAAAAAGACCCACUCUCGGCGUUGAUUUCCAUCCCUCGAAUCGCGCUCGGGGCGGCGGAAGAAUUAAUCGUCGAGAAAGGCGGGAACCCGUCCGACGUGUUGGAGGAAAUCGGGAGGAACGUGCCGCGAUUGGUAUCGUCGUCACCGUUUAGUAGUAGUAGUAAUAAUACUAACGACGGCGACGACGAUACCGAGAGUGUUGAGAACAUUUUGAGAGAUUUAGAAAGAGAGAUGGAACGGUUGGAGAGGAAAGGUGCGGACGCGGCGAGACCGAUGAGAGAGGCGUUGGUGAAACCGAACUUGGAUGAAGAGACGUACGAGAGGUAUUUCGCGUACCCUUCAUCAAAAGGCGAAGGGGAGGAGGACGACGAAGACGAAGACGAAGACGAGGACGAGGAGGGAGGAUUUUACGACGCGAGUAAAGAUACCGGGAGCGACGAAGAGGUGGCAAAAGCGGCGAGUGAUAUCGCGGAUGCGUUGAGUGGGAUGGAUUUAGCGGAUUUGUACGCGGAAAAGAAAGAGGAAAAGGGAAGGAGCAAAAGCGAGGAGGGAGAACGAGGAAGGCGGUUGAACGUAAUCGCUGAAAGUAACUCGAGAAAGGCAGAGAAGGACGGCGUGUCACCAGAAGCGGUGGAGUAUACCAUCGAGGAGAACUUAUCGAACGUCGUGAUGGAAACAGCGACGGUGUCUUCGACGAGACGAAGAGUAGUAUCGAGCGCUACCUCUUCUUCAGCGACACCUGCGACGACGAUUGAAAUCUCAAACAAGUACUAUUCUUCCGCCGCGAUAUCACCGGAAGAACGAAAGGAAGAGAAAAAAGAAAAGGCAACGGUGGUUAGCAUCAAAGAUACGAGUAGUUACGUACAAAAAUUCAACGGUAAAUGGAAACGAGACGAUCAACUGGACGAAUCGAAACUGAUGGAUUUAUUCGAGAUGAACCGGUUGUUCCGAGCGGCGAAUAGCGCCUUGACGCAGUUGGAUGUAGGAGCGACCACUUCAAAUUUCUCGCUCAAAGCUUCGUACGGAAUCAUCUCCGUCAACGAAUCGUACGCUUACGAUUCGGAAGUGCGCCAAAACAGACGAGAUGCGAGAUCGGGAGCUCAAUUCGGACGAGCGACGUUAGACGCCCAAUCGGAAUCGAUAACGCUCGAGUCGCGAUGGACUGAACCUCUCGAAGGAAACAUGACGGAAACGUUCGAAGUUGAUGAGAAUAACCGCCUCGUGCGCAAAGCGAAGGUGACCCUCCUCAACACCAACAAAACCUGGGAAGGCGUUUACGAAUACAAGCGCGUGUAA